Molecule: messenger RNA, 3275 nt
Organism: Leptonychotes weddellii (Weddell seal)
Lineage: Eukaryota; Metazoa; Chordata; Mammalia; Carnivora; Phocidae
Source: RefSeq, a predicted model, not a curated record
AUGCCUAAGAUAAACGCAAUCCCUCGGCUGCCGCUGCCUCCCGCAACUUCCUUCUUCCCCAACAUCUGGAGCCUCCUGGCCGCCCUGGGCUCCGUCACCCACCAGCACCUGAUGGAGGAAGCGGCCCUCUGUGUCACCCUGCGGCUUUUCCCGGAGCAGCCGCCCUCAGGGCAGCCCCCAGUUCGUCUUGAGGACUUCCUGGGCCGCACUCUCCUCACCAACGACCUCUUUGCUGCCUACUUCGGACCUGGGUUUCCUUCUCGGCAGUUCCGAGCAGCCUUAGGUGAGGUGUCUCGGGCCAACGCAGCCCAGGACUUCCUGCCAACAUCUGGGAACGACCCUGACCUGCACUUCAAUGCCGAGCGGCUGGGCCAGGGCCGCAUGCUCCCGGCGGGGACUCUCCGGGCGGCCAUGGGGGCGGCCAGAGCCCUGGAGCACACCCUGGCCCGCCAGUGCCUCGGCGCUGCGCUUCAUGCUUUGCAGGAUUUCGACAGUCACAGCAACUGGGUGGACCUGGGGCGGCAGCAGCCACACCCUCAGCUCCUCUGGCUGAGGCAGGAGCUCGGGAGCCUGGCACGAGUAGGCGAUCCUGCCUGCUCUGAUUGAGAGUUGAGCUGCCCUGGGAAUUUGCUGGGCUUUACACUCCUCACGUCUGGCUACUUUGGAACUCAUCCCUCCAAACCUCCAGGGAAAUGUAGCCAUGGGGCCGUUUUGACCGGAGCAGCUCCCAGCCACCACAGGGCAGCAAUCAACAAAGAGAGCACAGCCCCGGGCUUCUCUCCCCACCACAUGCUGCACCUCCAGGCAGCAAAACUGGCCCUUCUGGCCUCCAUCCCCUUCAGUCUCCUGAGAAACCACCUGGGAGACAGGGGUUUCUCUGGGCUGCUGGACAUCAGCCCGGCCUCCAGCCUGAGCUUUGUCCUGGACACCACGGGCAGUAUGGGUGAGGAGAUCAAUGCUGCCAAAAUCCAGGCUCGCCACAUUGUGGAACAGCGACGGGGCUGCCCCAUGGAGCCUGUCCACUACGUCCUGGUGCCUUUCCAAGAUCCAGGGUUUGGCCCUGUCUUUACAACCAGUGACCCUGACAGCUUCUGGCAACAACUCAAUGAGAUCCGCCUUGGGGGUGGAGAUGAGCCUGACAUGUGCCUGUCAGCCCUGGAGCCGGUUCUGCUGCACACCCCUCCACUCUCAGACAGCUUUGUCUUCACAGACGCCUCCCCCAAGGACGCCAUGCUCGCCAGCCAGGUGGAAUCCUUGACUCAGGAGUGGCACUGCAGAGUGACAUUCCUAGUGACUGAAGACCCAUCGAGGGUUCAGGGCCGAGCUCGGCGUGAGGUCUUGUCCCCUCUGCGUUUUGAGCCAUACGAAGCAGUGGCCCUGACCUCAGGAGGAGAGGUCAUCUUCACCAAAGACCAGCACAUUCAGGAUGUGGCCGCCAUUGUUGGGGACAGCAUGGCUGACGUGGUUACCCUUCCCCUGGAACCUCCUGUUGUGGUGUCUGGGAGGCCACUUGUGUUCAGUGUGGAUAUGCUGCUCCAGAGGGUCACAGUUCAGAUCCACAGGGAGGUCAGCAGCUUCUAGAUCAGGAACCCUGCAGGGGUCUCCCAGGGCCAGGAGGAAGGCGAGGGGCCUCUAGGUCACACGCGCCGCUUUGGGCAGUUCUGCAUAGUUACCGUGAAUGACCCCCCACAGACAGGGACCUGGGAGAUCUGGGUCACAGCUGAGGACGCGCCCAGGGUGAGAGUGCAAGCUCAGACAUCCCUGGACUUCCUCUUCUACUUUCAGAUUCCCAUGGAGGAUGGCCCCCACCCUGGCCUCUACCCCCUGACUCAGCCAGUUGCAGGCCUCCAGAGCCAGCUGCUGGUAGAGGUGACAGGGCUGGGCUCCAGAGGCAACCCCGGAGAUGCUCGGCCGCAUUUCUCCCACGUCGUCCUUCGAGGGGUCCCGGAGGGUGCCGAGCGGGGCCGGGUGCCUCUGGAGCCCACGGGACCGCGGCAGCGAGGUGUCCUCGCGGCCUCGCUCCCGCCCGCGCUUCUGUCCACCGCGGGACGCUUCUCUCUGGAGCUGGUCGGCCGGACGGAGAGGGGCGGGGCCUGCACCGAGCGGCCCCCCCAGCCCUGCACCGUGGUCCCGGUGCUUCGGGAGAGAGGUGCCGCGGCUCCUGCCCUGACCCGCCCUCCGCCCUGCUCCGCAGCUCGGCGGCUCGCCAGCUUCUCGGGCCCUCAGGAUCUCGACCUUAGGCCAUCUGUCAGCCCCAGCUUCCCUCUCACCUCCAACCUCUCCGUGGUUCGCCUGGAACUGAAUGAGUCCGCCUGGGGACGCCUGUGGUUGGAGGUCCCGGACUCAGCCGCGCCAGACUCCGUGGUGACGGUGACUGUGACCUCGACAGGUCGGGAGGCCAGCCCAGUGCCCCCGACCCACGCCUUCCUCCAGCUCCUAGUGCUGGGCCCGGCCCGCAGGACCGCUGGCCGCCCCUGCCCACUCAUUUGGCCCCAUCCUCGCCUCAACCAGCCCUGCCUCCACUUUGGCAACCCCUGGUGGGGCACAGCUGGAGGGGUGCUGCUCCUACUAGGCCUGGCCAACUGGUAACACAGGAGGGAUGGGUCUCCAGAGCUCUUUUCAAUCCUGCUCCUUUGGUGAGAAGGUAACAUGGGCCUCGGGACCCCACCUCUCUCAGCUGGAGGUUUUCUUUCUCAGGCACUUGUCCCUCUCUUUCUUAGUGAGAUUGGGAAAGAGGGCAAUGGAUUUUCCCACAGUGCACUUUCUCUAACGCUGGUGGGAACCAAACCAAAUACCUCUUUGUGGAGAAAGUUGGUUCCUAUCUCUCCACAGCAUCUCUUUAUUCCACUAUUUAUUCGUGCUUUCCCAAGCUCAGGUAGAAGGAAAGAUGUAUGGGGAGGAGACUAAGGUUGGGAGUGAGGUUUAUUUAUAGAAUUGUUCUUAUUUGAAAUUCUGAAGAAGCGCCUAUUUUAUUUUUGUAUUUAAAGUUGAAGGACAGUUUCAAUAAACAUGUCUUCUCUAGAGAGGGAUUUCAAAGAAAGAUCAUUUAUGCAUAUCAUAUAAGGGAGAGUGAGGGCAUAAGACACCGAGAAGAUGAAAUGGAAGUUUUCAGUUGCAGAGAAGAAACUUUACACCAAGAUGUUUGGACUUCAGUUGACCCACCACCUGGAGCCAUUUAUCUGUUAAGUCAAGAGGCAGAAUGAGGAGACUGGGGGUUCUGAGUCAGCCUCCCCCCUCACCAAAUGAGGAAACCCAGAGGAGGCUUUACAGACGGG